Symbiodinium natans is the source of this 357-nucleotide messenger RNA. The record is from the annotation of a GenBank genome assembly. NCBI's taxonomy places the organism in Eukaryota, Dinophyceae, Suessiales, Symbiodiniaceae.
AUGCCUGCGAAUUCGCCGGGCCAAGCUGGGCGAAGAGCAUCCGAACACAUUGGUUUCCGUCAGCAACUCCUGAAGGCUCGUGGCGAGCUGGCAGAAGCCGAGCCUCUCUACCGAGAGGCUCUGGAGAAAAGCCGAGCCAAUCUGGGCAGAGAGCAUCCGAACACGUUGGGUUUUAUCAACAACUUGGCUGCGCUCCUCGAAGCCCGCGGCCAACUGGCAGCAGCUGAGCCUCUUUACCGAGAAGUUUUGGAAGCACGCAAGAUUGGCCACUUCUCAAAAACUGAAGCUCGUGAUCCCGUGAUCCACUCACCGAGGAGCGCGGGAAGGAGGAGGAGUCGGAAGAACUUCUGCGUUUGA